AUGACGGUCAUCAAGAGCUACGGGGAUCCUUCUUUGUUUAUGCACUACAACAAACAACAGGCUUGUUAUGGAUUACCAGGAUUUUCAGGGCUACUGGUUCAGUACGGCGCGGGUAUCGGGGGUAUUUUCAGAGCGCUAUUUAGAAAAGCCGUGCCUUUUCUGAAACGCGGGUUUGAAAUAGCUAAGCCGCACAUGGCAUCGGAGGCUAAAAACAUCGCCAAAGAAGUGUUCUACGUCACAGGCAACGGAGAAGAUUAUUUAGAUUUAAACAACACGCUGCUCUAUUUGACCUGUAAAAUAACGGAAGCAGACGGUCGGGACAUUGAUGCAGCAGCCUGUGUGAGUCUGGUGAAUAACCCCAUCGCAGACAUCUUCAGCCAGGUUGACAUCACCGUAGGAGACCAAUUAAUCAGCCAGAGCAACAACUGCUAUCCUUACAGAGCCUUUAUACAGUCUGUCCUGAACUACAGUGAAGAGACGCUGAAGACACAGUAUUCAACAGGGCUCUUUUACAAAGACACAGCUGGGCAACACGAGUCCACAAUUUUGGAUGGUCCCAAUCAGGGGUUCCGAAAAAGAGCAUCAUACACGACGCAAAGCCGAAAACUCGAGCUCCUGGGUCACAUUCAUGCAGACCUGUUUUUCCGGGAUAAACUACUACUGAAUGGCGUAGACCUGAAAAUAAAACUCACGCGCAACAGAGAUGCUUUCUGCUUAAUGAACAAUGUCGGAGAACACAAACUGAGUUUACCCAAAGUUUUGGGGUUUGUGGACAACGCGGCAUUCAGCGGCAGUUUUACACAAAACCCCUUCAAUUUUAAACACUACAACGUUAACUUUCUGGCUCUCUACGCGGACAGUGAACAAAUCCCCACUAAACCGCUUCAACCAGACCUCCAGAAUGGACAUUGCAUCCGUGAAUAUUUUAAUCUGGUGGAAACAUCCGGGAAGCGUCUGAAAGACAAACCACUUCUGGUGGACCGCAAGGUAUGCACGCGGAUACACAUUUUCGCUUUCAACCUCAGCCCCGACGAUAAGUGCACAGGGCAUUAUUCACUUAUCAAAACGGGUAAUCUGAGAGCUGAAAUACGCUUCGCGCUACCGCUACCCACUACAGUUAACAUGGUUGUGUACGCGCUGUUAGACAACGUGAUAGAGCUGGAUAUGAGACGUCAAGUCAUUUACUACUUCAGCUAA
Molecule: messenger RNA, 1197 nt
Organism: Lepisosteus oculatus (spotted gar)
Lineage: Eukaryota; Metazoa; Chordata; Actinopteri; Semionotiformes; Lepisosteidae
Source: RefSeq, a predicted model, not a curated record